Messenger RNA from Eremomyces bilateralis CBS 781.70, 555 nucleotides. RefSeq lists its product as uncharacterized. Lineage: Eukaryota; Fungi; Ascomycota; Dothideomycetes; Eremomycetales; Eremomycetaceae. The record is from RefSeq and is a predicted model, not a curated record. The transcript has a single exon. Bases 1 to 555 code for a protein of 184 amino acids.
AUGGCGCAGGCGGGUAUAGAGUUGCGGACACCUGCUAGUAUCUUUAACACGAUAGAGCAGGAGUUCGAACACGGUGGUCGACCAGGUCGAAAUCCGAAUCGGGAUGGAUCAGUGCUCGCAGGCCUAGGCCUUCGGACAUCGACGGACAUUGCUGAAGAAUUCGAGAGAGAAGAGGAGCAGGCCAGAAUAGAGGGGAGUUCCCGCGGUCAGCGGACUCAGACGCCGAGUGCGAUGCCGGGGGCGAUGCCGAGGGCGACGUCGUCCAGCGAAGUAACUGAUAGUACUGAGCACGGUCCGAGCGAGACCAGUCCUUCUGUCGUGGCGAACCGAUCCUAUUUAGGACAGAGGAGGUCCGGGCCGGCCAUUUCUCGUAAGACGCCCUCUAAACGCGUCCGAAGAGCGGACCGUUUAGACUGGAAUAAAGAGGAGCAAAGGCGAGAGCUCGACGGUAUUAUGCGUGGAUUAGAUGACGAAUUCGUCGAGAAAGAGCGGCUCUCUUAUGACCAGGCGUGGUGUGCGCCGAUCCUAACCAGGACUAAGGUUAAUACCGUCUAG